Stegostoma tigrinum is the source of this 5518-nucleotide messenger RNA. It is a transcript of the gene tbc1d32, whose product is annotated as TBC1 domain family, member 32. NCBI's taxonomy places the organism in Eukaryota, Metazoa, Chordata, Chondrichthyes, Orectolobiformes, Stegostomatidae. Gene Ontology annotation, biological process: non-motile cilium assembly. Bases 15 to 3992 code for a protein of 1325 amino acids. The record is from RefSeq and is a predicted model, not a curated record. The transcript is spliced from 34 exons.
CGGUCCCCGCGCGCAUGCGGAGUGGUGUUGACUACACGGUUUUUUUCAGUUUAUUUCGAGGACAGAAGGUAGAAGAAACUUUGUAUGAGUCUUUCCUGAACAAAAUGUCCCAGCUCCCUACCAAGGUUGAAGCAGAGCUUCAGCCUUUGCUUGGGCAACUGUUGAAGAGCAUAAAAGAGAGAAUUACAGCAGCACCAUCAGUUGAAUGUGCAGAAGAGAUCUUGCUACACUUGGAGGAAACAGAUGAAAAUUUUCACAAUUAUGAACUGGUGAAGUAUCUUCGAAACUAUAUAGACACUGCCUUGGGCUCUGUGAUUGAAGAGGAGACUGAGAAAUGUACUUCUGCAGAAGGCCGAUCUCUAGGUUCUGGUCAAGAUACACUUGUUCAACAAGUUACAAGAAAAACUCGGGAAUCUGAAGAAUACAAGGAGAUGAUGCAAUCUUUAAAAAGUACAAUGAUGAUUGUAGUUGAAUCCCUAAUUAAUAAAUUUGAAGAAGAUCAACUAAAGAAAGAAGAACUACACAGAAAGAAAACACGUGAGCAGCACACUAGUUACUGCAUGGACAGUUGCUCUGAUAGUGGAUCCUCAUUCAAUCAGAGCUACACAUUCAUGAAUCAGGAACAGCUACAGAUUAUAGUAGGAAAAUUGGAUCCUAGCCAACCGAAGGAGAUUCGUCGGGAGGCUUUGCAGUCUCUUUGCUGUGCUCCUCCAUCUGAUGUGUUGAAUUGUGAAUGCUGGAUUACUCUCCGCAAACACCUUGCUACAGCUCUUUCAGAUCCGGACCCUAUAUUAAGUGACAGAAGCCUACGAUUCUAUGCAAAAACAUUUGCAUCUUCAACAUUCAGUGCUACGAGAGAUACCUACACAAGUCUGGCUAGUCACUUGGAGUCUUGCUUUAUGUCACAUCAAAGUUCAUUUCCCACUCUUUCUGCUGGCGUCGAUAUAACAAACCCGGAGGUCAUACGGUUACUUAAAAAGUUUCGCCUUCUUAAUGAGUUUCAGAAGGAAGUUCCAUCCUUUUGGAUACGCCAGCCAGAGAAGUUUAUGGAAGAGAUAGUGGAGAGCACUCUGUCACUGCUGUCAGUAACUCAUGAACAGAGUUUCAGAGCUGAAUCCUCGUACCAUGUGCUGAAACCUGUCCAUUUUCUAGCAUUGUUGGAUACAAAAGCCUCCUGGUUCAAUAAGUGGAUGCAUGGUUACUACAGCAGAACCGUGGUUCUAAGACUCCUUGAAACUAAAUACAAGUCAUUGAUAACUGCUGCAGUUCGCCAAUGCUUAGAUUACUUUGAUUCCAGAAGCACAGAGGAUGAUGGUACUGACAAUUUAUGUGCCAUGCAGAAUCAAAUAACCAAUGGGCGGAGGAUGUAUUAUACAGGACAUGAAUUGCAAUAUAUUUACUUUGUACAUUCACUUUGUCUUCUGGGAAGAUUGUUGAUGUACACGGAUGGUAGAAAGCUAUUUCCUAUAAAGGUGAAAAACAGGAAAGAACUAGUGUCUCUGGUGGAUUUAUUAGUACUGUUAAUCCAGAUGAUGUACCAGAACCAUAAAUCAUCACAGAAUGGAAAGACUACACAAGGAGAUUCUUUUGCUCCUGCAAAUCUUGUGAUGGAAAUAUUGCGCAUGUUAUGUGGCCGGAAGGAAUGUGCUACUGAGUGCCUGUACAGAAGCAUUAUUAUAGAUUCCCUUCUCUUUCCAAUAUCCACAUUGCUGAAAGAAGAUCAGAUGUUAGUUGCCUGUUUUGAAACAGCGCUGAUAAAUGCAGCCGAUAUCUUGGCAAGGAUAGCGUCCACAGACCGAGGACUUUUGCUGCUGCUUUUUGGUGAAAAUAAUAAAGAUGCUGCAAGUAACUGUCCUUCUGCUGCACAAAUAAUUGCUGAGUUCACCAAAAGGUUGCUUGAUGGAGAGUUUCCUACUUUGGCUUCAACAGAACCAUCCACUGCUCUGAAAGGGGCUUUCAUCUUUGUCUGUCGCCAGAUAUAUAACACUUGUGAAGGCCUAGACGUACUAAUGCCAUAUGGUUUGCAUGAAUCCAUCUCCAAAGCAUGGAAGAAGGCCCGUUUACUUUCAGAGCGGAUACCUACCCCAGUAGCAGGAAAUGAAUCAGAUUCAACUGCUCGGGAAUUGCAAAAUACGAUGAUCUUAGAAGAAAUGCUGCUGGACAAUCUGCUAAACUUCGCUGCUACUCCAAAAGGAUUAUUACUUCUGCAGCGAACAGGAGCACUUAAUGAGUGUGUGAUUUACAUGUUCAGCAGAUUCACUAAAAAGCUGCAGGUCAGCAAAUGUGAAAAGUUCGGAUAUGGAGUAAUGGUUACACAGGUAGCUGCAACAGCCCCUGGCAUUGUGGCACUACAAAGCUCAGGGUUCAUUAAAGCCCUUGUAAUGGAAUUGUGGUCUGUGCUGGAGUGCGGAAGAGAUGAUGCAAGAAUGAUCAAUCCCAAACCAACGCCUGUGGAGCCCAUAGACAGAAGUUGCCAGAAGUCAUUUCUAGCUUUGGUAAACCUGCUAUCAUCAUUCUGUGCUGCGUAUGAACUGAUCGGCAAUAUGCCGCUGCCAAACAAGGCAGCAUAUUCCUUGCGUGAAGUGCCUACCUCGAUUGUUGAUGUAAUUGACCGGCUGAUAAUUAUGAAUUCGAAUGCUAAAAUACACUCGCUGUUCAACUAUGAACAUUCCCAUAUGUUUGGUGUUAGGUUACUGACUGUUAUGUGCUGCAACCUGGAUAUUGUUUUACUUUUGGAAUCCCAGUACCAUGUAUCAGAAAUUCUCUUGAAUGCACAGAAAGAAAAUGUUAGAGAAAGCUUAGAAAAUCCAGGAGAUUUCAUAAUUGAUGGCCUCUCGGUAGAGAGGAAUCAUAUACUUGUCCGCAUGAAUCUGAUUGGGGGGCCAUCAGAACGUGUGUUGCCUCCAAGAGUUUUGCAAAAGGGAAAUGACCCAUAUCAUUGGCCACUAUUUUCCUCUUAUCCUUUGCCAGAGUGUUACCUCCGAGAACCAUUGAAAAAACCUUCAGUCAAACAAGAUCAUGAACUUAGCAAGCUGCUGAAAAAUUCAGAGAAUCAAACAGGCUGGCUGGAAAACUGUAAAAACCAGUUCCAUAAAAUCAUGAAAUCCAAACCUGAUGCUAUCAAAGGAAGCAUACUUGUAGAAUUGCUGGAAAAGGUUGUGGGGCAUCUCUCUGAUAAUCCAUCACACUGUUUCUUCAGACCAUAUGAAGUUUCCGAUUCUAAUGUCAAACGACUCGGCCUUUCUCUUAUUCAACAACUUGGAAUAAAGGUUGUUGUCAGAUAUGGCAAGUUCCUUGGUUUAUUAAAGGAUGAUUCUGACCAGGAGCUUGCAAUUUUAUUGAUGCACUGUGAAAGAUUUAUGAAACAGCAACAAACUACCAUAAGCUCCUCACUUUGCUGUCUACGGGGCGGUUAUGUUGGGCAUGACUGGUUUGCAUCUACUGCAUUUCUGAUAAUGUCAGGGGAUGGAGAGAGAACUCUGAAAUUUCUGCAACAAUUUUCAAGCCUUCUCGCCUCAGCAUUUCUCUGGUUACCACGCCUGCAUACUUCAAUUCAUCUUUCUGUGGAAAAUGCAGAGUCCGGUAUCCAUCCAGUGUAUUCUUGUACAGCUUACUACAUUGAGAUGUUACUGAAGACUGAGGUGCCACUUGUCUUUUCAGCUUUCCGCAUGUCAGGGUUCACUCCAUCACAGAUUUGUCAACACUGGCUGGCUCAAUGUUUCUGGAAUUAUUUAAACUGGACUGAAAUUGGUCAUUACAUUGCCAUUUGUAUUAUAUUGGGUCCUGACUAUCAAGUUUACAUGUGUAUAGCUUUGCUGAAACAUCUAGAGCAAGAGAUUCUUCACCACAUGCAGACUCAGGAUCUGCAGGUUUUUCUCAAGGAGGAAGCAAUCCAUGGAUUUCAAGUUAGCAGCUACCUCGACUUUAUGACAAAUCUGGAAAAUUCCUACAGGACAACUAUACUGACAGAGAUGGAAAACAUUAAAUCAUAGUGAAUGUAACUUAAAGGCUAAAGGUUUAUAUAAUAUCUUGUGACACUGUCAUCUUUAAUUAUUAUACACAAAUUUUCUGAAAAUUUGAAUAAUACAAAGUAAUUGUAUUACGGACCUAUCCAAUUAAGUUAAUUACAUCUGCAGUAAAUAUAACUCCUUAUUUAGGUUCAAUAGCGAGAAAGAAAUGCAUGUUAAAUGGUGCCAAUUUGCAAACUACCAUAAGCUGUCAAAAUCAGCUGUAGCAUAUUAAAUAAAACAUAUUUCUAUAGGAAUGUUGUGUAAGUACGUUCCUUUGCAUUAGGCUGACCAAACUCCUUUUCUCUGGUGUUAUUACGUUACGUUACUGUGAAAGCAAACAUGCUCAAUACAGUGAGGAUCAAUAUUCACAAGUAACAUUAUGGUUCUCCAUAAUUAUCUCCAGGGUUUCUGUGAACCUCUGAUGAAAUUAUGAAAGAUUGUUUGGAGAACUCCAGUGAAAUUACAAUUCCAGAAGCUAUAAAUGGGAACAUUUGUUAAUUAGCUAAUGUACAAUAGACUGCGGGUCAUAUGAUCUUAGUGAAUCUAGUUAUUUGUAAGUAGGCAGGAAAUUUUACUUGUGGAAAGUUACAGGUUUUUAGUUUGUCAAAUUAGAAGUGUGCAUGUGCUAUAUUUUGGGACUAUAUCAGGACCGUUUUUGUUUUAAAUCCAAUGUAACAAGCAAAAGUAAACUUCAUAUAUAUGACUACAUUAUCUGUACAUUUAUAUCACAGUAAAAUAUUUCACAAAAUAGUUGUACAGCCAACCUGCUUAUGAAGAAAUUCUGAUAUUACAAUAAUUCUCUCACCUAAGUAUAGGGGAUAUUAAUAGUGUUCUCAUUUGUUCCUAUUCCUUGCAGAACUCAGACUGUGACCACAGAGAUGCAAAAUUGCUAUAUGGUAGCCUAUUUAAAGCACAUGCAAAUAACAGAAAUAUAUUAUUCAGCCAAUUGCUGUGAGUUCUGUUUGUAGCAGUAAUGGGCACUAAGAACAUCAAUGUAAAUGCUUGUACUCCUAUGUAAUUAGUGCUUAAUUAAUUAUGAAUUGUUACUAAUUUUUCUCAAUUUACAAAUUAAUUACCUUACUCUUUACUUUUACAGUGUUAUAUUUCUUAGCCGUUAAUACAAAACUACUUUGCAUAGGCUUUCAUAUACUUAUGCCUGUUCACUCAAUUGAAGCACUGUUUACUUGUAAUUUUCAUGUUUCUGUAUGCAUUGUAAUGCAAUGCCUGCAUUUUGAUCCAUAAUUACUGUACUUAGUUUCUAUAAAGAAUUUUGUCAAUGUGCAUUCCACACUGGACUUUGGCUGUGUAACAUUAAAAUCACUGGAGGCACAUAUCUAAAGAACUGAUUUUUCUUACAGAAGUUGGGGUGAAGGGUCUUUGGGCCUCUGAUGUCACCGGGUUUCUCUAACAUAAGUUGCUUUCAAUUCAAUGGAAUUCAGAUUGCUGAAGUAUUUUCACCAGAAAUCUCUAUUUUAACAGUAUUAAAGGUAGUGAAUAUAUUAUAUAUU